CUCUUGGACCUAGCGAUAAGGACACAGAAUAAGCGCACUCUAAAUCUGAUACUCAAGGCCGCCAGUGCCAUCUCAGAACAAUGCAACGCAUGACCGUAUGUCUCGUUCUAGGGCUCUUAUCACCCGGUUUAUCUGUCCAGAUAGCGAAAUAUGCUUAUCUUUCUAACACUACCAGCAAGAUAUACUCCCUCCCGCAAGAACUCAUUGACGCCAUCAUCGAUGAGAUAUAUAACAACUCCGACACAAAGACCGCACGGCGCAUCCUCAAAUCGUGCAGCCUCAUCAGCAGGAUCUUCCUCCGCAGAGCACGAGAGCACCUAUUCCGCCACAUCACGAUUCGGUCGAUCUCUGAGUGUCAAAAAUUCCUUACCCUCUUCCGAGUCCACUCGUUCACCACAUCCCUCACCAUCAUAUUCCAGAGUCCUUGGCCCCACGUUAGAGGCUACGAAACGAUAUCCACCUUAACGGAGCUUCCUUCACUUAUUGACGUGCUCCACAACGUCAAUACUAUCAAGCUCUGCGGGAUGGACUGGAAAUCCAUAUCUCAGCGAUUCAUUGAUUCCCUGGCAUCACGGCCCUUCGUGUCCAUCACCCUUAUGCACACGCAUUUUCCCGAUUCCAACGCUUUCUACUCUUUCCUAUCUCACUCACCCAAUCUGAGUCAGUUCUCCUGCUUCAAAACGACCAUCGAUAGUAAUGAUCGUCCUCCCUUCGGCGCUGGUUUCGAUGCUUCUCAUCGGCCGCGUAUCACCGAGCUGUCUCUCCGUAAAAUGAGUCAGAUACCAGCUAUACUGUCAACACCUGCUCUCUCCCCUGUCAAUCUGGGCCGACUGCGUGUUCUUGACGUAUUCCUAGAGGAAGCUGGCCAGUUUGAUCAGGCGCGUCGACUGAUGAACCUGACUGCGCAUUCUCUCGAGGUUCUUCGCGUCUCUCAAUUGUUAACACGACCAGCAGAUCGGUCCCAGUAUCUCCCCAUUGAACGCUUGAAAUCUAUCGUCAUCGAGACAAAUGAUUCUCGCCUAAGGCAAGAUGUCUUCGACUGGUGGAUCGAACAUUUUGAGAGGUCCCCAACUAUGCAAUGCUCUUUGGACUACACUGGUUGGAAGAGAUUGGAUAUUGCUCUAUCUCGCACCUCCCUCCGCUCGCUCGCUGUCACUGUCUUCAUGAUAAGUGCCAAGACACUAUUUUCGAAACAUUCCCACAUCAAAUCCGUUAUUGAGGAAAAUCUCCCUAUUUUGAUUAGCCGCGGGAUUGCGCGCGUUCAUGUUGAUUUGUACAAGAAACCAGCUGUAGGAGGAAAUUUUCUUAUACACUAAGGAAAGACAUUGAGCCAUAUCUUGCGUCUGAGUGUUAUGGAUAUCCGUAGUUAGAGCCCGCACUUGCCCUUUCGGAUAUCGGCCCGAUCCACCACGCAGAUUCUCUCUCCUUCGUCGCUACUUUCUACGUACUUCUUUUUCUUUCUUUAACUCUCUGGUUACUUCUAAAUACUAAAACAACUAGCAUAUUCUAUAUAUACUUCGAGAACUCCAGUAGAUAGAAUCAUCCAAAUUAUCACUGAGUUUUUUACUCAUUUCAA
Molecule: messenger RNA, 1576 nt
Organism: Desarmillaria tabescens
Lineage: Eukaryota; Fungi; Basidiomycota; Agaricomycetes; Agaricales; Physalacriaceae
Exons: 6
Coding region: 81-1316 (411 amino acids)
Source: RefSeq, a predicted model, not a curated record